UUUGCUUUUUUGGGGUUUUUUUUUUUCACACUUGAACAUCGUUCCCUCGUCUACCAAAGUCAACCUCACUGUCGCUGCAAUCAAUCUCCUCGAAAUUCUGAGAAGUGUGUUUCUGCGAUUUACUGAGAAAUUCUCAGUCUUUUGUCUCUUUGUUUUUUGUUCUUGUGUCAUUCUGAGCAAUAUUCAUCAUCACACUCAUGGCUCAGCUGCGACGCGUGCUGAUGGUCGUGCGCGACGUCGCCAAGACGGCCGAGUUCUACACGAGCGGCCUUGGGCUCAACACCCUUGCUGCGUCCGAUGCGACCGCGAUGCCGGACAAGGCGUUCGCCGAGCUCGAGCUCAACGCCGAGACCUCGCUCGUCCUCACAACAGCCACCCAGGAAGUAUUCACAUGCACCGGUUACUCGCCGAUCUUGACCUUCACAAUGCCACCCAGCGAGCUCGAUACGCGACUCUACGCACUCCUGGCAAAAGGAGCUAUAUUAGAUGGGCCACUCAAGCACGAGCUAUACGGCAAGAUUGCUUCACUGCGCACUCCGGACGGACACAUGAUUACCUUGUUCGAGCCAUCAGCGACUGCGGCAAGCCUGCGGCGUUGAUGGCUUGUCCAUUCGCAGAAAAAUAUACAUUGAUUGAUUUUGAUUUGCAACAACCCCCGCCCCCCCCC
This is a messenger RNA of Capsaspora owczarzaki ATCC 30864, 667 nucleotides long. RefSeq lists its product as hypothetical. The record is from RefSeq and is a predicted model, not a curated record. The coding region runs from base 198 to 599 and encodes 133 amino acids. NCBI's taxonomy places the organism in Eukaryota, Filasterea, Ministeriida, Capsasporidae. The transcript has 3 exons.